Brienomyrus brachyistius is the source of this 2415-nucleotide messenger RNA. RefSeq names its product transmembrane protein 98 (gene tmem98). The transcript has 7 exons. The record is from RefSeq and is a predicted model, not a curated record. Gene Ontology annotation, cellular component: endoplasmic reticulum. The coding region runs from base 329 to 1006 and encodes 225 amino acids. NCBI's taxonomy places the organism in Eukaryota, Metazoa, Chordata, Actinopteri, Osteoglossiformes, Mormyridae.
UUCUUGAAAGCGCGCUCCCGUGACGUGCGCUCCUGUGGCUCGUACACUGUGCAAACUUCGGCUCUCCUGUACUGGUCAGUCCGUAACAUGGUAAUUCAGACUGGACUUCCCGGCGAGAAAGUGCCCAACCAGUGAAGUUCACGUGAUGGCUCUUGUGCCCCCCACCCCCACCCGCAUACCUUCGUGCAAGGCGGAGGUGCAUGCAUGCUCCUGCCUUAAAUCCCAACGUCAGUAAAACGGCCAAACAUGACUGGGUGAGUGAUACUUAGCAUGCAAACCCAGUUAGCAGCCCAGCCCCUGAAUUCCUUAUAAACGGCGGCGUGUCGGCAUGGAGACGGUGGUGAUCGUGGCCAUUGGAGUGCUGGCCGCCAUCUUCCUGGCGUCGCUCGUCACUCUGGUCGUCGUCUGCAAUCAGCGCUACUGCCACCCUGCCGGCCUGCUGCAGCGGCUCGAGUCCAAGCCCAGGGUGGACCUGAUCAGCGCCAUGGAGAACCAGGCUGAGCCCUCAGAGCUGGAGCUGGACGAUGUGAUCAUUACUAACCCCCACGUCAAGGCCAUCCUGGAGGAAGAGGACUGGAUGGAGGACGCCUCUGGGCUGAUGUCACAUGGCAUCGCCGUCUUAAAGAUAUGUCACACCUUGACUGAAAAGCUGGUGGCCAUGACGAUGGGCUCAGGGGCAAAGGUCAAAGCCCCCAACGGCCUCGGUGACAUCAUCGCCGUGGCCAAGCGUAUUAACCCCAGGGUGGAUGAUGUCGUCCGAAGCAUGUAUCCACCACUCAGCCCAGUGCUGCUCGACGCCAGAGCCACCGCCCUCUUCCUGUCCGUCAGCCACCUGGUACUGGUGACCCGCCAUGCCUGUCGCAUGUCUGGCAACCUGGACUGGAUCGACCAAUUGUUGCACACGGCUGAGGGUCACAUGGUGGCGUUGCGGGAGGCGGCGUUGGCGUCUGAGACUGACUGCAUGCAGCUGGGAGUGGAGGCUGUACAGCAGGAGCACACCAUCUGAUCUGCACCGCGCGCACACACACACACACACACACACACACACACAAGUUUGUAAUUAUAUCUUUGUGGGGACUCUCCAUUCAUUUCUAAGGGGAAACUCUAAUUACAACAUGGCAACCUUAAUCCCUACCCAACCUUAACCAUAAGUAACCACGCAAAAUACGAGUUUUUUGAUUGCAUUUACAGAUCUUCGUGGGGGCCUGAAAAAAUAGUCAGGUUUUAAUUACACUGUGGGGAACAUUUGGUCCACAUACACACACACACACACACUUUGUAUAUAUAGUAUAUUCGGCACAUGAACUAAGAUUGGCUUGAAUCACAUUAUUGCCUAUCUAUUUACAGUAAUACAUCUCUGCGAUACCUAUCCCACAGCCAUCACUGUACUGAGGCAUCACAUACAGCUGUUUCCAGUUGAGCGUCACCAAACACCAGCUUGCUUUGCGUCUAACUGACAAUGCCACACUCUGGCUUCCUAAAAGCCUAAAAACCAGGGCGAUUCCCAGCCACCCCAAGUCAGAUCCCCCUGGGUUUUGCGACAUUAACACCAAACCUGGCAUCACAGACUACCAAACCAUGGUUAGUUGGUUCUGUGGCAGUUUACCCUCUUACCACAUUUGGGGUGUGAAAAUAUAUUGAAAAUAAAUCACUAAUCUGACCUUCUAUCCCAAAGCAGCCACAAAUUAUUCAGCAGCCUGCUGCUGGGAUUCCAACUGCUUAUAGACGAGAGACCUGAUGUAUAUAAACAUAGUUGUUUUGUCCGGAAGGGAGCUUACAGUGAUCCACAACAGGCCCAUUGCAUCCAGAAUUUCUAGAAGUUCCAUUUGGCUGACGCUGUUCUGACAGACGUCACAGAAAUCCGUCACCAUGCCAGUCAGAGUCACGCGUCCAGGAUGGCCAGGUCACGAACGGUGGGUCUUUGCCAGGAUCAUCCCGGCAAAAAAAGGGGGGGGGGGAGGCCCGUUACCAGACCAUUACACCGGCGGCAUCAGAUUUUACGGGAUCUACUGCACACGCAGGAAGCAGCCAUCACAAUCGUCGUGGGAUGAGACUGAUGUUCACGCCUCUGUCAUUCCAAAUGCAACCAGCAGGCAAAAAGACUGAUUAAGGAGACGGAAGUAGGCAUGACGUCCGCUGUGGGAAACGCUCAUAACCACGGUCCACAGCCUCAAAGCUUUACAUUCCAGAAGGUCAACCAGAUAAAACCCCAGGCAGCCUUGUACGUACCUUUCGAUACGUCCCGCUGUGAUUCAGAUCAGAGGCACACUGCCACGACUGAAGUGACAUUGGAAAGAACACCUUGUUAUUCUUCUUUGAUUGCUUCAAUAUUAUUGACGAUGUCCUGCUUAGAGAUGCUCAGCUUCUCUCUUUCCACUGAUUUGUACAGAUUAAAUUGUUUCUUACAAAAUACAA